Magallana angulata is the source of this 1463-nucleotide messenger RNA. RefSeq names its product arylacetamide deacetylase-like. Gene Ontology annotation, cellular component: cytosol. NCBI's taxonomy places the organism in Eukaryota, Metazoa, Mollusca, Bivalvia, Ostreida, Ostreidae. The transcript is spliced from 7 exons. The record is from RefSeq and is a predicted model, not a curated record. Gene Ontology annotation, molecular function: sterol ester esterase activity; triacylglycerol lipase activity. Bases 141 to 1364 code for a protein of 407 amino acids. Gene Ontology annotation, biological process: triglyceride catabolic process.
GUGUGAAUAACAUCAAUAAAGAUUGAGCAUGUUGAGUACAAGAAUGGCCCGCCAUACCGAGAUAAAUCGGGGGGUUGACGCCCCAUUUUACUGUUUUUACUGGCUGGAAGGUCGUUUCAGAUUAUUAAUAGCUCUGUGCCAUGGCCAUUUUGGAGGGUUGUUUAGCAGUAAUGGCUGCUGUAACAGCCACUCUUACCUACAAAUUCUUCGCUUUCCCAAUUCCUCCUAAGGCAGAAGAAACUUACAAGAGAAGAACCCUCCUUCUAUUCUGGUGGAUUUUGCAAACUUGGAUAAAGUUCAAGCUAUGUUUUGUGAAAGGCCACGAGAUAAUGAUGGCACGAGUAGAGGCGCCACCUCGCUCGUACCCAGAGGACACUGUUGUGACAGAAGACACCGAAAUGAUGGGAGUUCCUGUCCGGAUCUUUCGCCCCAAAGGCGCAAGCGACGACAAACUGCCAGGGGUCAUCUAUUAUCACGGCGGGGGCUGGUGUUGGGACCUUUGGGAGGCAUACGAUGCAACGCUGAGAGUUGUGGCGCGGCUGGAUAAAAUGGUCAUUGUUUCCGUCCGCUAUCGACUUGCGCCAGAGAACCCUUUUCCCGCCGGACCAGACGACUGUUUUGUCGUCACUCGUCACGUGUUAGAAAAUACCGAGACACUCGGCAUGGAUCCAGAAAACAUCACAUUGAUGGGAGACAGCGCUGGAGGAAAUUUAGCCAUGGUCAUGAUGAUAAAAUUACUAUCUUCGUCCAAGAAAAUAGACAAUCUUCCAAAAGUGAAGAAUUUGGUUCUAAUAUAUCCUGCUUUACAAGCGAUGAAUUUUAAAUUACCAUCAUAUAGACAACAUAAGGGAUCUAACAUACCUACAAUUCUCUCUUCGGAGCUAAUGGUAAAGUUUUACGUUGCUUACGCCCUCGGCAUGGAAUCCGUUGAUGUUGAGGAACUUCUAGAGAAUUCUCACUGGUCAGAAGAAAUGGAAGCAAAAUCAACGUGUAGGUGGAUCAAAAAAGAAGCGGAUUCUCUUCGCGAUGCCACAGAGUCGGACCCAAAACACAGGAAUUCUUUUUUAGCGAAAAAAGUUAAUAAAUAUUUUCUCGAUCCUCACUUCUCGCCUCUUCUCGCAGACGACACGAUUUUGAAGAGAUUUCCAAAUACUUACGUUUUAUCGGCAGAAAUGGACCCCCUGCGGGAUGAUAGUUUUCUGUUGGUAAAAAGACUAAAUGAGUUAGGGGUGAGGGUCAAACAUCGCCACUGGGAAAGCAUGGACCAUGGUUUUAUAGGAAUCACGAUUCUUUACACAAAUGCACAGAAAGCUUUGGAAGAAGUUGUAGAGUAUCUAAAGCAACAAUCUACGGAUGAUAUUUAGGGUUAAAUUACGGACCCCAAUAUUACCAUUAGUCCGUUUGUGCACCAAUACAAACAAUUUUAUUCAUUUGUACAAUUUAGAAUAAAAAGCUACAUUUCC